AUGAAUCAUGGAGAAACCCACUCUGGAGAGUUGAACGAGGCCAAUGGCUCUGCCCCAGUUCCUGAAGGAAGCGGACCCCUGGAACUAGUGAGGAAUGGACCUUUACCCAAGACACAAUGGAAACAGUCUUCUCGAAUCUUUGAAGAGAAUCUGGCUCAGGGGAUAUCCAAUGAGGAUGUAUGGAUGCUUCUGCGCCGAUUUAACAAGCAAAUAUACCAUGUACGAGCCGUGAAGGAUGAAAAGGGCCAGAGCUUAGAUCUCAAUCGUGUGGACAAUGAAAGGUUUCCCCCGGAGAAACUGCGCAUCACAGUCGAGCGAUUUUACACGUCCGUGAUCGUUGGUGUGAUUGAGUUCUUUAGACAUGUUACUCGACUGCGAUCUUGGAAAGAGACUGGGCGAACGUCCAUAUUUUGCUCGGUCUACUUUGUGUCCUGGGCUUCAGACCUCCUCCUACCAACGAUUCUGAGUACCAUUGCCGCUCUCAUACUAUUUCCUCCACUUCGCUUGAUCAUGUUCCCUAUUGGUGCACCGCCAACAGUUUCAGAUGGCUCAUCCGAAAAUAAUACUACAAAGAACCAGCCUGAAUCCCUGGACAGUCUUACGGGCGUGCCGGAAAACCAUAAGGGUGAAGCUGCGGAACAGGAAGCGAAGAAUCUGAUCGAUAGUAUCGCGGUUGUUGCAAUGGAAAGUGCUGCUGCUAAGUAUGGCCAGACAACGGUUGAGGGAGCCUCGGAUCAGCAUCUCAUCGGUAAUGGAUCAGAGAUCCUGGAGGAGACUCCAGACACACCACCAGGCGAUGUACCCGAAGAUAAGACCAAGAAACCCAUAAAAGCAAAGAUCUCGCAUGGUACAGACAAGACGAUGCGUGUAUUGAGUGAUAUUACCGACGUUUAUGAAAGAUUUGCAAACUCGCUCUCCCCCACGCCGCCAUUUUUCCUUAUCACAUCUCGACUACAGUUAGCGGGUAUAUUGACCAUAGUAUCUGCUAUCUUCCCAUUUGUAUCCAGCUAUUGGAUAAUUAAGGGCAUAGGAUUCGCUAUUGGUGGGGGCUUCUUCGGUGACCCAGUUAUCAAGUAUGCACUUGACGUCUUGGAUCAGAAAAUCCCGAAUUGGAAGUCAAAUUUGGAUUUACAAAAGACCUUGUUGGCCGGUGUCCCUACCAAUGCACAGCUUACUCUGACUCUGCUUCGAAUCGGCGAGAUCAAUUCCGAGCCGCUGCCUCCUCCUCCAGUACCGGGUCACAACGAUCGCGCAUGGCCUAUACAAAGAAAGAAGUCUCAAGGGCCAUCUAUGGAGUUGUCCAAACAGAAAUCUGAAAAUAACUUAAUUCGAUCCAACUCAGAAGGCUCUUUAGAGCCAAAGCCAAAGCGAAGGACGAUGCUAAAAAUACUGAAAUUCAUUCGCCGAACCAUUGCAACGGCAAUCAAGGGUCACAUCGCGUUCGAUCGAGCAAUAGCUAUUGCUGGUGCAGCUCAUACCAAGAAUCUAAUCGGGAUGCUCCAGAGAGGACACUUUUCCGCGACUCCCUUUGGACCUCUAAAGUUCGAUGCAAAAUUCGAGCGUAAAAGAGGAGCCGCAGUGAUCGACACCUCGAAACAACCACCUGUACUAUACUUCACCACAUACCAGUCAGCAGGGCUAGACGAUUUGCGAAUUGAGAGUCGGAAACAAAGCUCAAUCCUGUUUCAGAUUCCAGUCACUGAGAUCAAGGAGCUGAAGAAAACUGAAGGGCUUGGUUGGAAGCGGAAAUUGAUUGUCGAAUUGACGGCUGGAAGUAAAGAGGCUGCCGAUGGUCUUGUUGUCAUCGGAGAUGAUCUUGGACAGUCUUAUCAUCUCACAGGGAUGAGAUCUCGAAAUCAACUCUUCAAUCGGCUGGUCGCCAUUGAUGCACAGUUUUGGGAAAGUCGUUAA
Molecule: messenger RNA, 1911 nt
Organism: Penicillium malachiteum
Lineage: Eukaryota; Fungi; Ascomycota; Eurotiomycetes; Eurotiales; Aspergillaceae
Exons: 5
Coding region: 1-1911 (636 amino acids)
Source: RefSeq, a predicted model, not a curated record